AUUUAUGCUCGUCUUUGAAUGGCGAACAAGGCUAGCACGAAACAGAGCGGGAACGCGUGACGUACCCCAGCAGUAGCUCAGAGUGGAAGAUUUCCUUUACUUAGCUCUUCUUUCUCUCUUUCUAGGGUUUUUAUCUCUCUAAAACUCUUACCUCCUGCAUAAAUAACUAACGCUUGCCUUCAUUUUCACGCCGAGUAUCGUUCGCACGGAGAUCUGAGCCGUUUCGUUCCAUUACAGGCGCCUUUCUCCUUCCUGUGCUCUGUUUCGCCUCUGUUCGCCGUUUCAGUUAUGGCACCACCUACAGAGCAGUCAGAAAAAAUCCCUGUUUUCCAGAAGCUGCCUCUUAAUGAAAGGAUACUCUCUUCCAUGACUAGGAAAACUGUCGCUGCUCAUCCUUGGCAUGAUCUUGAGAUAGGACCUGGAGCUCCAACGAUCUUCAACUGUGUGGUCGAAAUAAGUAAGGGAAGUAAGGUGAAAUAUGAACUUGACAAGAAAACUGGUCUAAUCAAGGUUGAUCGAGUUCUUUACUCAUCUGUUGUGUACCCUCAUAAUUAUGGCUUCAUACCCCGCACUCUCUGUGAAGACAGUGACCCAAUGGAUGUGUUGGUCAUUAUGCAGGAGCCAGUUCUUCCAGGGUGCUUUCUCAGGGCUAAAGCUAUUGGCCUCAUGCCUAUGAUUGAUCAGGGAGAGAAAGAUGACAAGAUAAUUGCUGUCUGUGCUGACGAUCCUGAAUACCGUGAUUAUACGGAUAUUAAAGAGCUUCCACCCCAUCGUUUGGCUGAAAUCCGCCGUUUUUUUGAAGACUACAAGAAAAAUGAGAAUAAGGAUGUUGCUGUUGAUGAAUUUCUGCCAGCCACUAACGCUUAUGAAGCUAUACAGCUCUCCAUGGACUUGUAUGCAGACUAUAUCGUUGAGAGUCUCAGGCGCUAAUUUGCCCAUCGAGAUAUUUUCUGCAUGCUGUUUUGACCUAUGCGUAAUAUUCCAUAUAUAGUAGUAUAAUACUUUGAUGAAGACGAAAAUAUCCUAAUAGACCGACGGAAAAGGCCUGUUGAAGUCAAAGGUGAAAACCAUAGUAUGUAAAAAUUAACUGGCUGCUACUGCAAUCCUUCUAUAACAGUUGUCACAGUAUUUUAUCUGUGCAUUUUGAUAAUUUGUUUC
This is a messenger RNA of Salvia miltiorrhiza (redroot sage), 1158 nucleotides long. RefSeq names its product soluble inorganic pyrophosphatase 4-like. The record is from RefSeq and is a predicted model, not a curated record. Gene Ontology annotation, cellular component: cytoplasm. The transcript has 9 exons. Gene Ontology annotation, molecular function: magnesium ion binding; inorganic diphosphate phosphatase activity. Gene Ontology annotation, biological process: phosphate-containing compound metabolic process. NCBI's taxonomy places the organism in Eukaryota, Viridiplantae, Streptophyta, Magnoliopsida, Lamiales, Lamiaceae. Bases 289 to 930 code for a protein of 213 amino acids.